Molecule: messenger RNA, 318 nt
Organism: Meloidogyne enterolobii
Lineage: Eukaryota; Metazoa; Nematoda; Chromadorea; Rhabditida; Meloidogynidae
Source: the annotation of a GenBank genome assembly
AUGAAAGAGAUUCAACUUUAUGGAACUAUAAAAGACCCAAUGGGUAUUGAGGCUACAGUAGCAAAUACUGAGUAUAUAAUAAAGGAGCAAGAAAAAAUUAAUGAAAAAAGUAAUUCUUAUCAAAUAAAAGCACGUGAAAUAGCUACUGAAACAAUAAAGGAAUAUAACGAAAAUAAAAUUGAAAAGGAAGUUUUAAAGGCAAUCCGCGAAGCUUGGGAUAUUGAAAAAGCACAGAAGAAAAAUGAGGGGAAGAGUAGUGUUGAUAACAAACAGUUUGAAAUUGAGGAAGAUGAUUUAGAUAUUUUGGGGGAGUUUUGA